UGUUAACAGCUCAGGCGUCCACCAAGAACAUAAACAAGAGCGAGGCGGGGCCUCGGAGGGAGGGAGGUGGACGAUGUUCUUCACCAAAACAUGACCUGCUACCUUUAAAGAGGUCUCUGAAACAAAGUAAGCUGAACCUGAAGGAGGUGAAAGCCAGCUGUGUGCAGCUAAAUGAGGACAACACAGAUGGUGUCCAGUGCUUCAGCACUGCUGACUCAGAGACAGAUAUCAUUGACCUUUGUGGAGAUGAUGAGGCCCAUAAACAUGUUUCCGUGGUAACCGCAGGACAUGUGAGAGAACAGAGAUGCUAUAAUGACCCAGCGCAAGCUUCAGUGACAGAAACCAUCAGGAUCAGGAGAUAUGAUGGUGAUGUCCAGCCACUUUUAGCCAUAACUGAGAUGCAGAAAGCAUCUCGUUCUCAUGACUCCUUAUUCAAAUCAGCAAAGAGCCACAAAGAAACUUUUUCUCUCCAGAGUUCAGGAUGGAGGGAAGGUUUUUCUCCUGAAACCCGUGAGGAGCUGCUGCAGCGGAUUCAGACUCAGAACCAGCUCUUCCCCGUCCGCCGGUUCUUCUCCCUGCUGCUGGAACAUCAGAGCCAGUCUGAAAAGAGUUUAAACAGCCGCGGGUCAGAAGCGACUGCUGCCCGACCUACACCGGUCUCUGAGAAGAGGAAACAGGACACAGAGUUUCUCCAUGAUGACCAUCCCCCGAAAUGCCAGCGAUGGAACCGAGACGCAGUGAGUGUUAACGUCCCUCAGAAUCCUGACCAGCUUCACAUUAAACCCGCCAGCAGGAGCAGACUGAGCGUGAGCCGGAGGAAGAAACAGCAGAGCACACCUCCACCUGCUCAGAGUGUGUAUUCUGCAGGAGAAACCACACCACCGGAGUGUGUGCUGAGAGAAGAUGACGUUCUGUGGACGGAGAAAUAUCAGCCUCAGUGCUCAGAGGAGAUCAUCGGGAAUUCAGCCGCAAUGAGGAAGCUGCACAGCUGGCUCAAGGAGUGGAGGAUGAGAGCGGACGUGGAGGAAAGAAGGAAAAGACAAGAGGAACGACGCAGAAUGCAGGAGGAGAGCAAAGAGUCAUGGGACUGCGGUGAUUUCGAGGGCGAGAUGGUGAUGGUGGACUCAGAGGCGGAGCUGUGUAAUACUGUGCUGAUUCAAGGACCUGCAGGUGCCGGCAAGACUGCAGCAGUGUACGCCUGCGCACAGGAGCUGGGAUAUAAAGUUUUUGAGGUCAAUAGCUCGUCUCUGCGUAGUGGUCAGAUUGUCCUCUCGCAGCUCAGAGAAGCUACUCAGUCUCACCAGGUGGGGGUGCUGCAGUCUGGCUCCACAAAGCCCCAAAACAGCCACAGCACAGACCCUCCUGCAGCUUCUACGGUGGCAUCUAGAAAAGAUGCUUCCAGAAAACUCCUCACAUCCACCACAAAAACCUCAGUGAGCUCCCGUAAUGCUCCCAGAAAGAAAAGUGCUGCUCCACCGGCUGUAACCCUCAAAAACUUCUUCAAGAGAACCAACAGGCCUGUGGACAAAAGCACUGAUCGUCCUCAAGACCCAAAUGGUUCUGAUGAAACCAAACCUGAUGUGAUUAUUGAGUCUGAUUCAAAUGCUAAAGACUCCGGUGAAGAACACGUACUAAACGCUGAAGACCGAAAAAACAGGACACCUCCCAUAUCUCUCAUACUGUUUGAGGAGGUCGACAUCAUCUUUAGUGAGGAUGUGGGGCUUCUCACAGCCAUUAAGACCUUAAUGACCACCACUAAGAGACCAAUUAUACUGACCACUAACGAUCCGCUGUUUAGCAAAACUUUUGAUGGCCGUUUUGAGGAGGUCCGUUUCAAAACUCCUCCAGUGGAGACUACCAGAAGCUACCUGCAGUGUUUGUGUUUGGUGGAGAGCGUGUGGCUGGACCCAGAUGACCUCAGCGUCCUGCUGGCAGAGUGUGAAGGGGACGUUAGGAGGAGCGUGUUGGAGCUGGAGCUGUGGACGCGCAGUGGAGGAGGAAAGACACGCCGACACAUUCAGAACACAGCACUGACCUGUGGCUCCUGGGCUGAGCUGGAAAGCACUGGGUGUUUGGAUGUCCUGAUGGAGAUUUGGAGGACGGGACGGAGCCUUUUCUACUCAAACCUCAACCUACUUUUUGCUCCGCUCUCCAGAACCUCUCAAAACACAGAUAAAAACACUUCUGAGGUGGACAGCCUUAAGUUUAAGGAGAAAUUGGAAAAAGAAGAAAAUUCCCCCAGCUUGAACGAGACAAGGCCUGGAAAGCUUUCUAGACUGAAAGUGAAGAAACAUAAAGCUGCUGGAGAUGAACUGAAAAUGACACACUCUCCCUGCUCAAAGCUUGCCCGUCUUCACCUGGAUAUAUUUAACCAAUCCACUUCUCCUGUAAAAUGCCAAUCAGAACAUUUCUCAGCUGAAGAAAGUUCAUCUAAGCUUGUGUCCUGCUGCCUGGAAUCACUGGCCCAGUUUUUUGACACCAUGUCUUUCCUGGACUCCUGUAUUUACAAGCAGCAGCUGCAGGUUCCUGGACAGUGCCAGUCUGGUCCACAGGGCUGGAUGGGUGCCAAACUGACGGACAGUUUAGUGGACGAACUGAGAGAGGAGGAGGUGAAUCCACACUUGGAGUGCUCUUAUGAGCUCCUGGCUGUUUUGGAGUCUCUGGGUUUCCACCAGUGCAGAGGAGAACUUUCUGAGACACUGAGAAAAGCUGAAAAACUGAAGGAGGUGAUGGGAGGAGAAAGAUUUACUCAUCUGAUGGAACAUCUCAUCCUUUCUGAGUCAGCUGAUGCUUCUGCCUCUCAGAAGAGCAAACCUGGUGCUGACCAAAAGAGCAAAGAGGUCAUCAACAAAGUGUUGUCUAGUAAGGCGUUCCGUUGUCAUAGUAACAAGAACGCAGUUGCCGUGGACUACCUGCCCGUCCUUCGCUGUAUAUGCAGAAUGGAAAGAGCGAAGCAGCAAAACAGACCCAGAUUUUUACAUUAUUUGAGUGACAUUCGCCUGCCUCUCCCCAAAAGCACUCUCAAACUGCUAGCCUUGGAUCUACACUGA
Colossoma macropomum (tambaqui) is the source of this 3050-nucleotide messenger RNA. RefSeq names its product ATPase family AAA domain containing 5b (gene atad5b). Bases 399 to 3050 code for a protein of 883 amino acids. The transcript is spliced from 15 exons. NCBI's taxonomy places the organism in Eukaryota, Metazoa, Chordata, Actinopteri, Characiformes, Serrasalmidae. Gene Ontology annotation, molecular function: ATP binding; DNA binding; DNA clamp unloader activity. Gene Ontology annotation, cellular component: nucleus. The record is from RefSeq and is a predicted model, not a curated record.